This is a messenger RNA of Labrus bergylta (ballan wrasse), 1559 nucleotides long. Lineage: Eukaryota; Metazoa; Chordata; Actinopteri; Labriformes; Labridae. The record is from RefSeq and is a predicted model, not a curated record.
CUGCAGCCCAACAGUGAUAGAAAGAGAAGCGGACAGCCUCCUGCAGGAAAACCAUUCUGCAGACAUCCCCUCCGUUGUUAUCUGGCUCUGUAUGAUGUUUUCACUGCGCUUCAAGAUGAAUACCUUUAAGUAGUGCGCAUUUAUCUUAGAAAGAAUGAACACGAUGACCCGAUGUCUCCCAGGAUGAAAAGCCCACCCCCCUCCCUCGGGUAAGCAGACAUGUUGGAUAAAAGCAGUGAUGAAGGACAACAGGCUGUGCAGUGCUCAGACUGCGGCUGCAGUUUCAGCCAGACACAGCCUGACUCUGACUCUGAUUCAAAGGUAGCCACUGCUAAACAGCAGCCUGUGCACAAAGCAGACAGCCCUUCAAAAUGUCAAGCCUGUCAGGAAGGAAGCAGCCUCCCCAAUGGUCGACGCCCACACCGGCGCAUGCGCCUGGAUCCUCACAGCUGCAGCGUCUGCUCCAAAACGUUCAUAUCGUCUGCCCAUCUGACCCUUCACCUUUCCUCCCACAACAAAGAGAGGAAGUUCAGAUGCAGCACCUGCGGGAAGUACUUCCACCAGUCGUCCCACCUGAUGGCACACAAGUUAAUCCACAGCGGGGACCGGCCGUUUAAGUGCCCGGAGUGUGGCAAGACCUUCGGCCGUGCCUCACACCUGAAGACCCACCGCCGGCUCCACACCGGCGAGAAGCCCUUCAAGUGCACCUACUGUGACAAGUCGUUCACACAGAAGGCCGGGCUCCUCGCACAUGUGCGUCUGCACACAGGAGAGCGGCCGUACAAGUGUGAGCAGUGUGGUGAGGGGUUUCGGCAUCUGUCUGCCCUGCUCACUCACAAGGCACAAGAGUCGUCUGGGCAGGCCAAACCAGCUCCAGCUCCAGCGACCACUCAGCCCCAGCAGACACAAAGUAGCUCAGAGGAUCUGAAGUGUGGUGUCUGUUGCCGCACCUUCGUACGAUCAUCAUACAUAAGGCUGCACAUUCGCCUCAAAAAAGGACAAAGGCCUUAUCAUUGCAAAGUGUGCAACAAAACCUUCGUCAAGCUGGACACCUUUGUGAACCACUGUGAUAAACACUUGAGGCAGAAACGGGAUAAAAACAAAGUCAAAGACAGAGUUGUUAAACCUCCUCUGUUUGUGCCGCUCUCCAGGCCUUCUUCUCCAGAGUCCUCACCCCCUCAGCCUCUGUCCUCAGAGGUCAACACGCGCUCCAGAGCUAAAGCCAAGAUUAAAACAGAGCCUUGAACAAGAGGAGGGAAAGUCAUGUUCUGUCAUGUUUAAUGUCUUUUAAAAAAGAAUGGUUCAACUGUUGCUGGUAAAACAGAUGAAAGUCACGUUUACAAAUUCUAACAGAAAGGGACAAAAAGCUAAUUUGUAGUUAAAUUAUUCUGAAAAAAGUUGUAGUUUUAAUCUAAGAAUUGUAUCACAAAUGAUUAUUUAUCUUUGCAAGCACUGAAAUGGUGUAUUUAAUGUACAUUGAACCUCACACGGCUAAUUAAGAGAAACAUCUCUAUCGUGUGGAUUGUUAAAUUUCAAUAUAGAAAAAAAAAGUAUUAUAA